Molecule: messenger RNA, 1227 nt
Organism: Aspergillus tanneri
Lineage: Eukaryota; Fungi; Ascomycota; Eurotiomycetes; Eurotiales; Aspergillaceae
Gene: gcnE
Product: histone acetyltransferase GCN5
Exons: 7
Coding region: 1-1227 (408 amino acids)
Biological process (GO): positive regulation of transcription by RNA polymerase II; chromatin remodeling
Cellular component (GO): histone acetyltransferase complex
Molecular function (GO): histone H3 acetyltransferase activity; protein binding
Source: RefSeq, a predicted model, not a curated record
AUGGUGGCAAUGGCAUCCGAAAGCGUUAAGCGGAAAGCAUCGGAGGAGGCCCUUUCCCCGGAUUCUCAACAACAGAGCAAGAAAGCGCGCACGGAUUCUCCGGAAAGGGAUCCAAAGGAUGAAGACGAGCCUUUGGGAAAGCCGCCGCUGAGGAUCGUCCCCUUCCCCGAGAAGCCCGCAGUGCUUGAGGAACGUCGAGGCGAAAUCGAAUUUCGUGUGGUGAAUAACGAUGGCUCGCGAGACAGUUUCGUUGUCCUUACCGGGCUGAAAUGCAUCUUCCAGAAGCAGCUCCCUAAAAUGCCCAAGGACUAUAUUGCGCGCCUGGUCUAUGACCGAUCACAUCUGUCUAUGGCUAUUGUGAAACAUCCGUUGGAAGUGGUUGGAGGUAUCACAUACCGACCAUUCAAUGGCCGCCGGUUUGCCGAAAUCGUCUUCUGCGCCAUUUCGUCUGAUCAACAGGUCAAGGGCUAUGGUGCACACCUAAUGUCCCACCUCAAGGAUUAUGUGAAAGCGACAUCACCCAUCAUGCACUUCUUGACCUAUGCGGAUAACUAUGCGAUUGGGUAUUUCAAAAAGCAAGGGUUUACGAAGGAGAUUACGCUCGAUAAGUCCAUCUGGAUGGGUUAUAUCAAAGAUUACGAGGGCGGAACGAUCAUGCAGUGCACGAUGCUUCCCAAGAUACGCUAUCUUGAAAUGGGUCGCAUGCUUCUAAAGCAGAAGGAGGCGGUACAUGCGAAAAUCCGGGCCUUCAGUCGGUCACAUAUCAUCCAUGCUCCUCCGAAGGAGUGGAAGAACGGACCGUGUAAAAUUGAUCCUUUGAAUAUCUCGGCUAUCAAGGAAUCCGGAUGGUCGCCCGACAUGGACGAAUUAGCGCGUCAACCACGGCAUGGACCAAACUACAACCAACUACUACACCUUCUCAACGAUAUGCAAAACCAUAGCGCAGCAUGGCCAUUUACACAGCCUGUUAAUCGUGACGAAGUACCGGAUUACUACGAAGUCAUCAAGGAGCCAAUGGACCUGUCGACCAUGGAAGAGAAGCAUGAAAAAGACAUGUACCCGACUCCACAGGAUUUCAUCAAGGACGCCAUGUUGAUCUUUGAUAAUUGCCGAAGAUACAAUAACGAGAACACUCCCUACGCCAAAAGUGCCAACAAGCUGGAGAAAUUUAUGUGGCAGCAGAUCCGAAACAUUCCUGAGUGGUCGCACCUGGCGGAAGGCCAUUGA